This is a messenger RNA of Hymenoscyphus albidus, 2323 nucleotides long. The record is from the annotation of a GenBank genome assembly. Lineage: Eukaryota; Fungi; Ascomycota; Leotiomycetes; Helotiales; Helotiaceae.
CAGGUUCAUCAUCAGCUGCCUCUCCGGGCCUAAGUACAGAUGGGAUGCUUUUUUCCGUGGGGAUCAAUAUCAUCUUCUGCUUUCCUUCCCAUCCACACUCUGCUCUAUAGUUUUUGGAGGCAAUUCUUCACUCUUACCUCGCCAGUCCUCCUGUUGCAGCAACAAGUUUUGUCGCAAUCGAUUCCUUGUCUCGCUUGUAUCUACCCCCCAUACAGAUCUACUAGUUUGAAUUGAUGAAGUCACGUCCUCCUCAGCGAUCCCUGAAUCAUAUACAACCAAAAUUGUUAUAUCCGCUCAAGCGUCGUAGUCUGGUUGCUGCACUGCCUCCAGGCAGAGUACGAGAUCCGAGUGAGCCGUACCUAAAUCUUAUAGAUGGGCAUGUUUUCCGUCUAAUCUGAUCCAAUUUCAACCGCACAACUCCGUCCUCAGUCCUCCUCGUCCAUUUUACUUCGAAUACAUAUAACAACCAUUCGAUCGUCAAAGAUAUCAAUCCAGUCGGUGAUAUCCUUGCAGCGAUCAGCCGCUCCCUAUUAUCAAGUCCCCGAAUCAUCAGCGGCCGAAACCCAUUCCAAAUACUCUCCCCACACCCCUCCACAACACCAUCUCCUACGACGUCGCAACACACCUCCUAUUUAAGCCACACGACACUAGUUACUAGAUAUAUUACACACCUACGAUUUGGUACGUCAUACAUCACGUCCUUCCACCCCAAAUCUCUGCCACAUUGCACUGUUGUCAAAAGAAGGCGUUCUGUCGCAUUGGAUUUCCGACCACCACUUUGACGCAGUUCAACUCAGUGGAAAAUGGCUGACAAUGCUCAAACCAGCAGACGGACCAACACAACCCACCCUUGAGUUUCGACUCACACAAUCACAAAGACAUGUCUGCCCCCUCUCCCGUCGACCAAUAUGGCAAUAAACUCAGUGGAAGCGGAUAUGGUAGUAGCGACAAGUCAGAUAGUGGAAAGAGCCCGCUUUCAAUGAGCCUAGGUUUCUUGAAGAAUCUUACCGAGAGGAAACCGAAUCGCGGUAUGUAUUUGGAAUGACUUUAACUACUCGUCACUCAGCUGAUUCUGUGCAGUCGAUGGUCAGCCACCAAAAAGAAGAGGCCCCAAACCGGAUAGCAAGCCUGCGUUAACGAGACGACAAGAAUUAAAUCGGCAGGCCCAGAGGCAAGAAACACUCAUGCUACCCAUUAAUUCUACCACUAAUUCAAAAUAGAACCCAUCGCGAGCGAAAAGAAUUGUAUAUCAAAGCACUGGAGCAGGAAGUCCUCCAUCUCAAGGAGAAGUACACAAUGGUGUCUCGAAGCAAAGAUUCUCUAGCCGAAGAGAAUCGCCAGUUAAAACAAUUACUAGCUCAACACGGUAUACCAUGGACAGGCACCGGCGGAGUCGAUGAAUUAGCUCUGCAAGCACCCACAAACUACACAUCCAGCGGCAGUAUAUCAGGAAGCUACGCACCCGGUUCCCAAACCUACAGCCCACCACCCCUAACCCACUCCUCGAACUCGAAUCCCCUAUCAUCAAACCAGUCUCCACCAGUCAGCAAGAACGACCCAACCAACGACCGCAGAAGCAUGGCGCAGCAACAAGUCCAACCAAGUGUAGAUUAUGACCAAGCAGGCAUAGACUUCGUCCUAACGUACGCCAACCCCCAGCGAGCCUACCUAUCGCCUCCCCCCCAAAACAGCCAAAACUGACGCAGGCCCCCUUGAACCACGCAGACUCGAACGCCCAUGUAUGGACCACCUCGACAUCCUCGUCGAGCUCUCGAGCACCGACGGCGGCCCCAUGUGCGGGCACUCCCUCAUGGCCUCCUGUCCGCCCGCCAUCAAGAUCGAGCCUGAGAUGCCCUUUGGGCAUGGCCCCAGACAGAACACCGAUGCGCAGAAGACGUGGGAUUUGAGCAAGACGGAUUUGGCGAACUUGUUGGAUUUGAGUAAACGGCUGGAUCUGCAUGGGGAGAUUACGCCGGUUAUGGCUUGGGGGAUGAUUUUGGGGCAUCCGAGGGUUUCGGAGUUGAGGGUUGAGCAUUUUGAGCAGAUUGCUCAGGAGCUUGGGGGGAAGAUUAGGUGUUAUGGGUGAGUUCUUUUUCUUUUUCCUUUUCUUUUUUCCCGAUUUUACUCUUUCUCAAGUUUUGCUUUUUUGGUAUGUUGCUGAUACAUGUCCAGCUUUGGUGCCGUGUUGGAGGAAUUCGAGGUGAGAGAUGCACUGGCGAAUGUUUUCCAUGAUCAAUCGGAUGUUCCUAUGAUGUAUUGAGCAGUAUCUCAUGAGCGGAAAAACUUGAUGUUGGAUAUAUAGCUACAAGAUUGAUUACUGAUG